This is a messenger RNA of Lactuca saligna, 1063 nucleotides long. Lineage: Eukaryota; Viridiplantae; Streptophyta; Magnoliopsida; Asterales; Asteraceae. The record is from the annotation of a GenBank genome assembly.
AUAAGAUAUAUACACGUUUGCACAAACAACAAUUGAACAUGACCACUGAGGCGAUUGGAAUCACCAAUCAAUUUUCUGAAAGGCGCUCUGCUGAUUACAAACCAAACAUUUGGAAUUACGACUUCCUACAAUCUCUCCAAUCGGAAUUUCAUGAAGAAGAAUAUAGACUACAAGUCCAGAAGGCCAGAGAAGAAGUUAAGAGUUUAUUUGUUGAAAGCUUAGAACCUGUGGCGAAGUUAGAACUAAUAGAUAACAUUUCAAAGUUAGGGUUGACAACGUAUUUUCAGAAGGAAAUAAAUGGAGUUAUAGAUAGCUUUCAAUCAUUUAAGGAUGGAAACGGCAAUGUCAACAUAGAAUCGGAUCUUUAUGGCACUUCUCUUUGCUUUAGGAUACUGAGGUUGCAUGGGUUCAAUAUUUCCCAAGGUAUUUUCAAAGGGUUUGUAGAUAAUGUGGAGAAAAACAUGAACUUUAAUGUUAAAGCAAUGGUUAGCCUUUUUGAGGCUUCACAUCUAGCUUUAGAAGGUGAAGACAUACUAGGAAAGGCUCAAGCUUUAGCAUCAUUUUAUUUGAAGAACGUUUAUCAACAGUUAGAUGUUGAGCAUGGAAAAGAAAUAUAUGAUCCAUUGAGACUUCCUUUGAACAUGAGAGUAGAAUGGUUCAAUAUCAAAAGUCACAUUCAAGAUUAUGCUAAAGUGAGUCCAAAUUUCAAUUUGCUCAAGCUAGCGAAACUCAACUUCAACAUGGUUCAAGCCGUUCACCAAAGUGAGCUCAAAGAUAUGUUAAGUUGGUGGAAGAAAGUAGGAGUUAUGAAAAAUAUAAGCUUUACAAGAAAUCGGGUGGUUGAAAGUUACUUAUGGUCGGUGGGAGUUGCCUUUGAGCCACAAUAUGGAUAUCUCAGAAAAUGUUUAACGAAAGUCAUCAAUUUGGUGCUUAUUAUUGACGACGUUUAUGAUGUUUUUGGCACUUUGGAUGAACUGGAAACCUUUACGCAUAUUAUCGAAAGGUAAGUACGCCUACCUAUGCUAUAACUGUUGGGUUUUGGUCAUAAGACAUCCUAUGUGCU